CAAGCAACAGCUUAAGUGACCAGAGGUAUCCGAGUUGUUUAUUGGACACGUGAUGUAAACUUGGGCACUUCCUCCAGCAAUCCCAACCUCCUCUUAGCACAGCCCUUUUGGGAGUUUCCUUUUCCAGGGCUUAGUCGCGCUCCUCCCGCCUUUUUGGUUCCUCUUCGUCCUCCCUCAGAGACUGGGGUCUCCCGCCUCAGUUUCUUCUCCAGUACCCGCGAGGUGGGUGCCCCAGUGCGGUACCCCAGCCUCCUCCCAGCUCGCGGCACCUGCCCCGCCUUCCAGCCCCGGGCCGGCUCGCGCGGCGCAGGCGCACCAGCCGCGGCCUUGAGGCCGAGCGCGACCUCAGCAGGUUCUGCCUCCGCCUCCUGCGACAGUAUCCGCGCGGGGCUAGUUGGCGGUCACCGAGACCGCGCUGGGCAGAGGCCCCGCGGGCCGCGCGUCGCCAUGGGCGCGGGCUGGAGCAGCGAGGAGGAGCGGCAGCCCCUGCUAGGGCCCGGGCUCGGGCCUGCGUCCGGGGCUGUCUGGAGAAACCGGGAGGCGGCGGCGGCGGCGCUGCCCGCGGCGGCCCCGGGGCCCGGGCGGGUGUACGGGCGCCGCUGGCUGGUGCUGCUGCUCUUCUCGUUGCUGGGCUUCGCUCAGGGCCUGGUCUGGAACACCUGGGGCCCCAUCCAGAACUCGGCGCGCCAGGCCUAUGGCUUCUCCAGCUGGGACAUCGCGCUGCUCGUGCUGUGGGGACCCAUUGGUUUCCUGCCCUGCUUCGCGUUCAUGUGGCUCCUGGACAAGAGAGGUCUUCGGGUAACUGUGCUUCUGACGUCCUUCCUUAUGGUUUUGGGAACUGGUCUAAGAUGCAUACCUGUAUCAGACUUAAUGCUUAAAAGAAGACUAAUCCACGGAGGACAGUUGUUGAAUGGAUUGGCAGGCCCAACGGUGAUGAAUGCAGCUCCGUUCCUCUCUACGACGUGGUUUUCUGCCGACGAACGGGCCACUGCCACAGCCAUCGCAUCCAUGCUCAGCUAUCUUGGUGGAGCAUGUGCGUUUUUAGUGGGGCCACUUGUUGUUCCAGCGCCCAAUGGGACGUCGCCUCUUCUUGCUUCGGAGACGAGCAGGACCCACAUUAAAGAUCUCAUAGAGACUGUAUUGUAUGCAGAAUUCGGAGUUGUCUGCUUACUAUUUUCCGCAACACUAGUUUAUUUCCCACCCCGGCCUCCACUUCCUCCCAGUGUUGCUGCAGCUAGCCAGCGGCUGAGUUAUCGGCGGAGCUUUUGUAGAUUAUUAAGCAACAUGAGAUUUUUGAUGAUUGCUUUAGCGUAUGCCAUACCGCUUGGUGUAUUUGCUGGUUGGUCUGGAGUUCUGGACUUAAUUUUAACACCAGCGCAUGUCAGCCAGGUAGAUGCUGGCUGGAUUGGAUUUUGGUCCAUAGUUGGAGGCUGUGUUGUUGGAAUAGCUAUGGCAAGGUUUGCAGAUUUUAUCAGGGGUAUGCUGAAACUAAUUCUUCUGCUCCUGUUUUCUGGGGCUACCCUCUCAUCCAUGUGGUUCACCCUGACCUGUUUGAACAGCAUCACACAUCUGCCUUUAACCACAGUGACAUUGUAUGCCUCCUGCAUUCUCCUGGGAGUGUUCCUGAAUAGCAGUAUACCUAUAUUUUUUGAGCUUUUUGUGGAAACUGUCUACCCAGUUCCAGAAGGAAUUACUUGUGGAGUUGUCACUUUCUUAAGUAAUAUGUUCAUGGGAGUACUUUUAUUUUUUCUCACAUUUUAUCACACAGAGUUGUCUUGGUUCAACUGGUGCCUUCCCGGGUCGUGUUUGCUCAGUCUCCUCCUCAUUCUGUGCUUCAGGGAAUCAUAUGACAGACUCUAUCUUGAUGUGGUUGUCUCAGUGUAAUAGCACAGACAUGAAGGAGUUGAAAGAGGGACUGGAAGUCAUACCGCACAUUUGCUUGGAGUUGCACACCUAACAGGAGAAAAAAAGGAGAAGAGAGAAACUUCACUCAGCGGUGUUGUUAGGUUACAGAUGAUCGCGUUCAUUUCAUGACUACUAGGUAAUAAUAACGUGGGACUGGAGGGAUUGUAGGGGAUCGAAAGACUAUAAAACGGCACACCCGUGCCUGGUUCUGGGGCUGGAAGUGUGGGUAGCUUACACAUAAAGCACUACCUGAAUGAUGUCCUCUAUGUUUUGUGCCAGUGCUAAACUACUGAUUGAUUAAUUGUAAUUAUGGGAAGAAAUAAAGGGUAUCUGUCACAUACCUUACCUAAGUCACAUAUCAGAAUAGGAAGAAAUGCCACUAACUUCUAAAGAAGUUUAAACCCUUGAUCAGAUUUUAAUUAUAAAGUAGCCACGAGGUCUAUCGAUGAUAAAAAUUAGCCACGUGUACACUACGUUUUUUCUAAUAAAGCCAUUUCUUAUAUGACUCCUUAUUUUUAACCAGGUCGGAAACCUUGGGCCAUCUUUAUUACGGUGAGCAAGUGCUUCCCACUGCUUCAGAACACAUACUUUGUGUCUCGAUCUCAACUUGUCCUUGUUUCUGUGAAAUGCAAUUUCAUCUACUAGGCUCUUAAAUAAUUAUAUUAAAGGUGACUAAAUGUUCAGUAUAGUCGCAUUAAAUAUUGUACGAAAACUGUAAUUCCGUUCUGAUUGAGCAGUUUGUUAAAAGUGAGCUGAGAAAUCCCAUGGAACACUCUGUGUCUUCAGGCUGUAUGUAGAGAGAGAGAUGGUGGCAGGGGGUGUAAAGCCCAGCACCAGCUAUUAUUUACUUGGGCCGCAUUUUAUUAAAUGACCCUUGUUUGGAAAUAACCAUUUAUAACAUUGAAACUUCCAAACCUGUUGAGUGAUUUCUGGAUUACAUUCUUGUAUUUCAAUUCCGGUUGUAAAAUACUCCAUUCUCUACGGAGUCCACAUGUUUGAGAAGGCGAUCUUUUGUCAGUGCCUGUUUUCUUUGUGUGGAUGAUAGCUUUCUUAAAAAUGACGGCUACUCAUUGGACAGCUCUCAGACAUAUAUUUCACUGUGACAUAAGAUGUGCUCCGGUGGGAUUAUGGUAUGACCACUGUUGACAUUUACAUCAUUCCCCUUACCUAGGAAAACCAAAUGUUUUCCCAGAAAGACAAGAACAAUACUUUCUUUGUCUUCAUUAUUCUCAUCUUCCUUCAACCACCUCUCUUUUUUUUUCCCUCCCUUGAAAUUAUAUCUUGAUUGUCAGCGAAAUAUAUAUUUUAUUUGUCUUUCUCUGAACAGAGUGCAAGCCGACUCCUUCUCCUAGCCAUGGUAGUAGAAUGUGGUUAAAGAGGGCUGCUUAGUCCUCCGCUCUGCUCAUCUCAUCAUGUGUACACACAUCCUCACACACGGUCCCAAAGCCCGCCCCCCCCUUCAUAAGUCCAGGGUCAUGUGGGAGCUCACCCCGGGCUCAGAGGAGGAUCUAAGCCUUCUUCUGAGAUCCUAAAUCAUGCUUCUUGAAAAGUAAGGAAUUCAGCCUCUGUCUUCCGUCACCUUAAAAUCACCGCCCUUAUAACCACCCUGCUGACUUAGAAUCAAGAACUGAAGGAACUAAGGAACUUGCUAAGAGAAGAAAAAACCCAUGAAGACUAGGCUUAGCUCCAAUUACCUCUGUCAUUCCUCAGUAAAGGAAAGCAAAAUUCUCGCAGGUAAUUGAAAGCCAGCCACUGUGGAUAUGAGCGGUCCCUGAGUGGUGCUCAGGUAACCCCCACCCCUCCCUCUUAGAAGACAGAUAGGAGAGGGAGGAGUUAGGAAGUACUCAGUUUUAGUCAGAACUGUUGUGUUUGAGGACACUGUAUAUGAAAUUUUUCUAUAAUAAGACAUGAUAUAGAACAUUCUAAUUAUAGUUAAUUCUACUUUUAAUACCAAGUAAAGAAAAACACUUUAAAAAUAUUACCUAAAUGACGAAUUUCAUGACAUCCCAAGUGGGUAGUGAUGAAAAUUCCUACAUCGUACCAGACGCCAACCAUGUUUUUAGCACACGUGAAAUGCUUCCAUCUCUUUUAUUCUAUCUGCUUACCCCUUUGGCAGAUGCUUGUUCUAAUCCAAACUGCAACUGUUUUAAGUGAUCAAAAUUUCAUAUACCAAACCUGAUAGAACCAAAGGGCUUUGGAGGUGGGGAGAGAGGAUUACGCAUUAUUCAUUUCCCUGAAUAUUUCAAGUUAUAUGCAUUUUUUACUUGUUAUUUCUAGCGUGCAUCAAAAUAGACCAGCUGUUGUCUUUGUACUUUCUAAAUAAACACUACAGAGUCCUAAUGAAAUUUUAUAACAAAAGAAGUGUGAACCCUCCACUAAGCCAAGCCCCUCAUUUUAGAAUUUAUAGGAACAAUCCCACAGAGGCUAAGGAUCUUGCUGACGGUCACAAUCCUAGUUAGUAACAAAGGUAGAACCAACUGAAACCCACACCUUGUGGCUCCCAAAGCAAGGUUUUUCCCUACCUCACAAAAACGCAGUUUAAUUGGGACAUUUCGGGGUGGGGGGGUCAUGACUACUCCUCCAUGUUAGUACAUGGUGGGGCUUGGAACAAAUCAUCAUUUGGAGUAUGGAAAGUACAGGGAUCUAACAGAGGUGCCUGGUUUUUAAGUAAGAUCAUUCUGUUUUCUUCAUCCUGUUGGUGCUCUAACAUCUCUAAGUCUUAGCCUGCAGGGAUGUGAUAUAAAAAGAUUCUGAUGAAUAAUUCAAUCCUCAUAAACCAAGUCAACAGCAUUAAUUGGUAAGAACAUGUAUAGUGUAAGUUCCCUGUGGCUUAUCAAUGAAUACUUCACAGUUUAUGGGAAGAAACAUUUUUUAAUAUGGUCUGUGGUUGAGGUAUAGGCACAAGAUAAUUACGCACACAAAUGCAUUUCACUGGAGGAUGGAGCUAAUAAAAUAACAAGAGGGAAUCAAGUUAAAGUAGGAUUUUGUAUAUUUAAACAUAUAUGGCUUCAGGGCCAAGCUUUAUCAUAGAUCAUAUAUUUAUGCUUCAUUAUUGAGAAUGUUUACAGCUUGUUUUUAUGAAGCCCUUCUAAUGAGGGAUUCAAGCUAAGAGAUUUUAAAUUAAAGAGAUUAAAUUCCUAUCUACUUUAAAUUGGGGGUUUUUUCCUAUUAUUUUUACUAAAAUCUAGGCAUUCAUCUUGCUGUUUGCGUAAGUGGAAGCUACGUUUUAAACUGAAGAUCAAAUACAAAUGCAUAGUAAACUGGCUUUAAAUUAAUGUUAAAAAUCACAUUAAUUCCACACCUGUGCCUAACAUAAUAAGUACGGGAAUCAUGGUGAUUAUACCAUUUUAUAUAGCAAGUGCAAAAGAAAACUAUGAGGAAAUUUGAUGCCACCUAUUUUGUGAAUCUAGGAAUACCCCUUUAAUUUGGAAUUGUACAGAAAGGGACAAAUUAAAGUUUAUUUCCAUACUAUCAAACAGUUCACUAGUCUGUUAGGAAAAUAUAAGCAAUAUUCUGGGGAUAGGUAGUGUUAGACCAUCCCAGAAGGAUAAAAGUUGACGGGGGGAUUUUGGGGUGUUCUUUUAACAGCGUCCAUGGGUACUUUGUACUCGGUGGAGGUAGUUGUGCGCUCAGGAAGGAGACACCUUGACUACUCUGAGCACACGUAUCCUCUCAGGUGUCUGAGACUCUUUAGGUCUCUUCCUUGCCCUGACUUCCUGGCACAGGCUUCACCCUGAAGCCCUCCCUGAGCUCCGAGGCGAAAGCCCAGCCUCACGCUUAACUACGACCAAGGCCACAUGCCUGGGCUUCCGUCUCCUGAGCGGGACGCUAGCAUGGGUCAGUCCAGAGAGCUCUAACAGUUCUUCCCACAGCAAGUUUCAUAAGUUAGAAUAUCCCCUGAUGUGGAAAUGACAAAGGUCUCUCUAACAGGCUUCUCUAGCUAUUCCUUCUUGCUUUUUAGAAUAUGGACUGAUUCGAUAGCCUUAUGGAGUCUUUCUUUUGUGCCUUGGAAAUCUGGAAGGCCUCCCCGAUGAUAGCUUUCCAUCUCAACCCAUGCUCAAAAAGUGAGAGCAAAGGUUGCUCUGCCCUAGCUGUUCUGUUCGUUCAACAAGGGAGAAUUACACUUUUUUCUCUUAAACGACUAAAAAAUGAAAGCUAAAAUUCAUUUCAGCAGCUUGAUAAGAUGUUAGAAACUCAUCAAACCAUUUGAGCUCUGAAGCACACAUCACAGUGCUCUCGGGGCUCCCUCUUGGCUCUUCUCAUCUGAAAGGGAGGCUUCCACAGUCUUGACCAGAAUGGCAAGCAGGACUUGGGAGACACUUUUCAUUUACCUAAAUGUUAAAAAGUGAAACUUCUACUUCCUACAACUUAGUUUAGGCUUUUUCUAAUUCCAAUUGAUUUUCUUCCCUUGGAAUCAAAGAGAUGAUCUUAUCCAAAUACCUCAUUUUACAAAUUCACAGAAAAUCUUUGGGGUUCAAUGCCAAGCAAAGUUUUAGCAGGUAACCUGAGUCCUAGACCAGCAUUCUUUGCAUAAGUGGUCAAUGCAGUAAUCAGAAAUAAAAUUAAGUAAUUUUUUCAUUUCUUUUAAGUUUUUGAAAAUUAAACAAGGAAUGCAUGAAUGCAUAGCCAUUGUAAAAUACCCAGUAUAGAAAUAGGGUGGUCUAUCUCCAUACAAACAUGUGCUGACUAUCCAUGCCCCUUUUCCAAAGUAUUCCUUACUAAUCCUUUCAGAAAUUCUUCUCUGCAUUUUCAUACAUAUUUAUAGAAACUUGGGGAUUUAAAAUUAAGUCAUCUAGGGAAUUAAUUCUUCGACCAUGUUGGCAUUAGCUUUUUUGGGCAGAAGCAGGAGUUUCUGAGAUCCUUGUUUCUUUCCCAGAUGCGUCUGUACCAAAUGGAGGAGUAGUUAAUAGAGACAUCUCACAAACCUGGUUGCAGACCAUCAAACUCUUGUCACAUCCAGAAGUUUAAAAGUGAAUUCUAAUAUGCAAUAUUCCUUUUUUCUUACUGGAAAUGGACUCUCUCUUUUGAUGUCAACUAGGGCCCACGUACUGUGAGAGAAGAAAGUGAAUGACCCACGCCCGAAAUCCAAAUCGAUUUUUUUUAAAGAUUUUAUUUAUUUAUUUGACAGAGAGAGAUCACAAGUAGGCAGAGAGGCAGGCAGAGAGAGAGAGGGAAGCAGGCCCCCCGCUGAGCAGAGAGCCUGAUGUGGGGACUCUAUCUCAGGACCCUGAGAUCAUGACCUGAGCCGAAGGCAGCGGCUUAACCCACUGAGCCACCCAGGCGCCCCCAAAUCGAUUUUCUUGACAGGGUUUCCUCAGCCCUGUCUCAGCAGAGACACGCAACAGUGUAGAAAGCAAAGACUCAAGAGAGUAAACUCUGUGAUUCCAUUUAAAAAAAAAAAAACAAAAAACACUAGCUAAUGAAGAUCCUGGUGAUCCUAUUUUCCUGGUCGCUUUCCUUAGCUAUCCUGACUCACACUACCCAUAAAAAUGGAUGCAUUGUAGUGGGCAAGAGCGAAGCUUGGUUUGGUCACCUCUUCCUUCUCUGCCCUCCUCUCCACCCGGCUUUCCCCUUUCCGAUUGCAUCAGAUUUUCCGGGUUACCAGCAUUAGGGAGGAAAGCAAGCCAGUUCCUUAAUGAACUAGACUAGAGACACCCAGGAGCCCCUGGGCCUGGCAGGUGUCCCAGGCCUAGUGUCCUCAGCUGUUUGACCUUGAGCAAGUCACUUCAUUUCCCAUUGAACGCAUUUCUGAAUUAAGGGAGCGAACAAAGAUAUCCCUAAGAUCUCUUCCAGUUAAAAAACUCAGGUCCGUUUUUAUUUAAGUAGGAAGAAAUGAUGGAAGCUGUCUCUAAAAUCGCAAAGCUUCCCAGCAUCUUCCUGUUUCCAUUUGCGCAGUGGCCCUCCUCCUGUGAACACAUGGAUUAUUCCACUGAACACAUUUGACCAGAAGAACUGGCUUUUUCAUUGUCUAUGGGAGGAGAUAAGCUGCAGGUGCUGUUUAUUUCCCCCAAAGGACUUUGUAUAUGAAAUGUGGGGCUUAUUAAAUGUAUCAAAUGCAAUAAGAGAGAAAUCUGCCAUCUGAUGUUGAGACAGCGGCAUUCCAGAAGCCAGGUCAGAGCACUGCAUUUGCUGUCUGGAAUCAAGCCAAACCAGGAACCCAUCCUUUGGCUUGGUUUGAUUCAUUGUGAGUCAGUGAUGGGUUUGCACCUGUAGAAAUCAAACUGUCAGAUCAGAUGGUAAAGCCCAUCCUCAGACUUAUAUUUCUAGAGUCAUGGCACAAUCAAGGAUUGAUUGUAAGUUGUUUUGCGACUCUGUCAUCCUGGACGAGGCCACAUUCUGUCAGGAGAGCUGUGCAGAUUACAGAGUGAGAGCAGAGGCUCACCUUGUCAAGGCCAGAUCUAUACACAGGUGUUCGUAAGCAAGGCUUCACUGAGGCCCUGAUGUGAGCACAACAGCUGGUGGAGAAAGAGACUGAAAGAAGGGACCAGGCUGGGAGUUUAGAGGCCUGGGUCUCCGUCUCUGUCUCCAGGGCAGCUGCUAGCACCCUCGGGGCCUUUGGCAAACCACCCAUCCUCUUGGACUUCAGCUUCCACACCUCUAAAUUAAGAGGGUUAGAGUAUAUGUUCCUUUUGGCUGAAAAGUUUUCUACACUUAGUGGUCACACGUCACCAAAAGUAGAAGACCACAGUAGAGUGCAAAACCUAUCCCCCAAUAUUUCCAGUUGUGCAUUAUCACGCCCAGAUAAAUGAGGAAUUCUACAAGGCCCUUUUAGCUGUUAGUGAUGUAUUGCCAGGAUCUGGGCAGUGGGAGAAACUCAAUCUGUCAAUAUACCCACUUAUUUCUUCAGUCAUCCUUCUAUUUAUUCUGGAUACAGAGUAACAUUAUGUGUGUAGUGUCUGCCUGUGAAAGAGAAUCAGAAAAACCAAAGAUGUUUCCAUCCUUCAGGACCUUUUAGAUGUAUUUUAAAAACCAAAAUACUCUCCUGAACUAACAAAAGAAGGAAUGACAGUUUCCCAAAUCCUUAAUUAUGCACAGCAGGAACCUAAGUAUCUUUCUUAUACCAUCAUUAACCAUAACUGAUUUCAAAGAAAGGAUAUUUGGUUCCAUUGAAAUUUUCAUCACAGACAGAAGCUUCAUCUCUCUGGGAGCAUAGCAUCAAUUUUGGCAUUAGGAAUCCCAACCCUCACCAUCAUGGCCGGGUCACUUACUAGUCCUUCCAGAAGUUGGGGAGAUUGUUGGCACCUCCGUCUUCCUCUGAAGACAAAUUUAACAAAAGCAUGAAAUCUUCUAAAGAUUUCAUAAGGCCUGGUGAGUCUCCUUUCUAAGGGAAGUUUGAAUUUUAACAAAGAACAAAGACUAAACACCAAAAGGAAGGAUUUCUGAUGAUAGGACUUGGGAUUUCAGCCUGUCAAAUAGACAGAGAAGGGUUAGUCUGAACACUGGAGACUUUCCGGCAGCCCUUCAGGUCUCUCCACCUGCGAGUGAACCUAAGCGCACUCGAGCAGCACUAGUGAAGCCCUGGCCUCUGAAGACCUUUGGGCUUUUGCAGAAACCCAAAGAAUGCUUUAAAGGAGGGGGGCGGGGGGGGGGGGGCGGGCAGGUUUUAGUCCUGCAGAUAAUUUUAUUUACUACAAGUGUCCCCAAUCUCAAAUGUAUCUCCCUGUCCACCAGAAAUGGAUCAUUUUGGAGGCUUAUAAAAAUUAAGUUUUGGGAAAAUUCUGCCUCCCUUCUACUAGAUUGCAUCUACAAGUCCGAAACAAAAUCGCGUCCUUGACCUACACUCAUAACGUGCUAUUUCUGUUUUGUUGUGAUUCAGAGAACAUGCCAGGCAGAAGUCAGGAGGAGUGAUUGGUCCCACAUCACCUGCCGAGGGCAGGAGGGGCCUGCCCAGUGGAAUUUAGCCAAGAUUGAGGGGGUGUGUCGGGGUGGCCCCUUUCUUCAUAGUUCUUUCCUGAACUCGCCAGUUCACAUUGUCUUGCUCUUCCUGAUCAGUAUGUUAUUGCUGAGAAAUUGUUUCAGAAAGUGCUAGAGAUGUCUCAGAUGCAGCCAUCCCUCUUCUCCGUAAUCCCACUGUCCUUUUGGCUUGUGCCCUAGAAUCCUUGUUCCAUGUCCCAAGGAAAGUAGUUACCCUUGUUCUUUCCGUGGAAAAAACAUCAGUUGAUAUCUUAGCCCUGACACCUCACCCUCUUUUAUCCCAGAAUAGAGAAGUCCUUCCAUAUUUGUUGUCUUUUUCACUCAAGCUUAGUGUCGACCCCCAUGCAGGGCGACUCCAUGCUGCCCUUCUGUUGCCUGUAAUCAUCCUUCUGCCUAACUGGGAGAAAGGUUUUUCUAAUGAACCAGCUACUGAUCCCCUUCCCAUCCAGUCUUUUAUCAAUAUUGCUCUACCAAUAAGUUCUUUGUUGGCUAGGUCCUGGAAUUUAUUUCAUGUUUUUUUAAACUUUAAUUUUUUCUUACAAAAUUGCUUCUUUUAUCUUAGAGCAGACUAUGAUCUUUUUCCUUCUGCGUACUUUAUAAGACAAUUUGAACAUAAUGGAACAUCCUAAAAUAAAGUCAGGCAGGGAUUUCAUCAUAGCCAAUAUUAAAUGCCGGGAGAGGCAGAUCAUAUUUUAAAAAAAGAAAGAAGAUCUGGGAUGAAGGAGGCUGGAUCUCGUAAUCCAAUGCAGGGCUCUUACUGCCUGCUGAGCACUGGGCUAGGCACUGAGGAUGUAGAAACAAGACAGUGUCCCUAGUCCUCAGACUCAUUUUCCGAUGAGUCCAUUCAUAAAAACCGUGUAGUUCGUCAAAGAUAGCGACACCCCCAAAAGGCUACUAUGUCUACAGUUGUCUGUGGGGUCUUACUCUAUUUGGAAGAAUAGGUUCUAAAUCCUGAUUUCUAAAUCCUGAAUAGGUUUCUAAAUCCAUGACAAAUCCACGCGUGUCCUAACCAACACAUGGAUAUAUGUAACCUUCACAGACUGUACCAUACUCCCUUCCCUUUUGAAGGGAAAGGCAGGGAAAUGUGUUUUGAUGACUUGAGAAGAGGUGGAAAGGAUUUAGGGAAAGCUAACAAGCUUCCAAAGAUUUCUGACCUAUUAGUGCUCUUUCAAACACAGGAUUAGGCAGAGGGAAGAGCCUUCUAGCAAGGAGGAGACAAGGCUAUGUAAGGAGGCCCAGGAGACCACCGUAAAAGAGUCAGUGAGAUAGAAGCCAGGCCUAGGAGGCAUGUGUUAACAUAUCUGCUGAGCAAAAGUGGAGAAGGGGGUUUGGAAGCAGAGUUGUGGUAGAAGCAGGUUCUGGAAAACAGCCCCGAAACUGGCUUAUUCUCACUAAGUCAUCUGGCCCAGCCUCCUGCCUCCAAGUACAUCCCGCCUGUGGCACGUCUGGCCAACUGCUUUCUCAGCUCAAGAGGGCUGGAGAUACUACAGCUUCCCAGUCAUCUGUUCCAGACCCACUCCCCGUUUGCACUGAGAACUUCUUGCUUUCAAGGACUGGAGGCCAGAGCGGGGUGCUCAAGAAAUAGAGUGGCAGAGGGGGACUGGCAGAACAGUCAAGGCAGAGGACCCAGGUGAAGAGGAAUUGUAGUGGUGAG
Lutra lutra (Eurasian river otter) is the source of this 11473-nucleotide messenger RNA. RefSeq names its product solute carrier family 49 member 4 (gene SLC49A4). Lineage: Eukaryota; Metazoa; Chordata; Mammalia; Carnivora; Mustelidae. Gene Ontology annotation, cellular component: membrane; intracellular membrane-bounded organelle. The transcript has 9 exons. The coding region runs from base 448 to 1884 and encodes 478 amino acids. Gene Ontology annotation, biological process: transmembrane transport. The record is from RefSeq and is a predicted model, not a curated record. Gene Ontology annotation, molecular function: transmembrane transporter activity.